AUCCUGGUUUAAUAAAAAUCUCGACACAAUAGAAGGGAAGGGAUAUGGUGCACAUCACUUUGUUUUCUCUGCUAAAUUCUAAACCCGAGAAAAAAAGAGUACUGUUACAGAUAAGAAAUGGUAAGCAGCAGAGCAAACUAAGAGGCCUAUAUAUCAGUCUCUCAGAAGGAGGACAGGCUUUUAUAGAUUCUUCUGUGUUUGGAAGGGGGCAAGAGAGAAGAGAUCAGAUAUAUUUUACUAGGGUUUUGCUUGUCUUGCUCAACACUUAUUUAAAAAUAUAUUGGCUAAGUCAGUAUUCCACGUGCUCCUGGGGACUCUCCCUCCCCAGUCCCCCCCUCUAAACUCUUGAAUGCACUCAAUUUAUACUCUCUGACCACCUGUUCCCUUCCAUUUGUUUGCAUCUCUCUCCCCAUCUCUCUCAAAAACACCAAAAACCAGUCAAGAAGCAAUUACAAGGUAUCAAAAAACCAAGAAAUCAAGAAAAAGGAUUUACUACUACUGUAUUUUAUCUAGGAAUCAUAAAGGUUUUUGCUUUGCAGUGACUGUAGUAUUUUCAUAGAUGAUGAUGGAUAUCAAAGGAGGUAGGGUUGGUGUAGGUGAAGAAGAUAUGAGUGAUGGUAUGCAAUGUAGUGCCCAUCCGUACAGAAACAACCCAGGUGGGAUCUGUGCCUUUUGUCUUCAAGAAAAGCUUGGCAAGCUUGUUUCUUCUUCUUUUCCUUUACCUAUACGUGGUUCCUCCUCCUCCUCCUCUUCUCCUUCUUUUAGAUCUGAUAUUGGUGUUGGUAGCUCUAGCAAUGGAGGUGCAGGUACUUCACUAUCAUUUGCUGUGCGUCCGACAACAACAAAAUGUAGAAAUGAUGGUGGCAAUAAUAGUCACUAUCAAGAAUAUUACACAAGGAGGGCCAGGAUCCCUUUUCUUUUGGCCAAAAAGAAGAAGAAAAUCAUGGUAUCAUCAUCAUCAGAUCGUGAUAUUGUUUUCAAGAGAAGCAAAACUACUACAACUCCCAGGAGAGGCCAUUUCUUGAACUCUGCUACUGAUGAUGGUGAGGAUUUUAGCCCAAGGAGAAGAGGGUUUUGGUCAUUUCUCUAUCUCUCUUCCUCCAAGUCUAGUACUUCAACUAGAAAAACAGAAAAGAUGUCUUCUUUAGCUGUAACUACACAACCAGCAGCAGCAGCAGCAGCAGCAGCAACAACAACAAAUGGGUCCACGGUGAGGCCAAAAGAGAAGUGCUUAGGUUCUUCUUUGUCAAAGAAAGGUGACAAUAUUGUGUUAGUGGAGGAUGAUGAUGAUAGUCCUAACAGCCAAGCAACUGCCUCUGCCACCUCUUUCGAGAGAAAGGUGUCAAGGUCUAGAUCCGUCGGGUGUGGAAGCAGGAGCUUCUCUGGUGACUUCUUCGAGAGAAUCUCAACUGGGUUUGGUGAUUGCACUCUAAGAAGAGUGGAGUCCCAAAGGGAAGGCAAGCCCGUCACUGUUGGGAAUUCUCACAUGAAAGGGAGGUUGAGGUGUGGCGGUAUCUUCGGUGGGUUUAUCAUAACCUCCUCAUCUUCCUCUUCAUCAUCAUCCUAUUGGGUUUCAUCAUCAGCUGAAGAAAUGAAUGGGAAAUCAUCAGGAGCUGGCCCUCUUGCUCAUGGUAGGAGCAGGAGCUGGGGUUGGGCUUUCGCUAGCCCAAUGAGAGCUUUGGGCAGCAAACCUUCUUCAAAAGAUGGGAAAAGAGACAUCAAUAGGAACACCACUCCAAACUUGUCUGGCAUUCCUUCAUUAUUAGCUGUGAGAGGCUAAAGUAGAAGAGUUUAGGCUGCUGGUGCUACAUUACACAGUACAUUCUAUCAUGAUCUUGUUUGUUUGAUUCGUGCUCGUCUAUCUUGCUCUGAUCAGUUCUAUCACUAGUAGUUAUUAUACUUUUUUUCCUUAAAUUUUGUUGAAAUUUAUUGUUAUAUAUGAAAAUGAUUUAUCUUUUAGAUA
This is a messenger RNA of Populus nigra (black poplar), 1963 nucleotides long. RefSeq lists its product as uncharacterized. The transcript has a single exon. The coding region runs from base 560 to 1780 and encodes 406 amino acids. The record is from RefSeq and is a predicted model, not a curated record. NCBI's taxonomy places the organism in Eukaryota, Viridiplantae, Streptophyta, Magnoliopsida, Malpighiales, Salicaceae.